CCUCAAGGUCUCGAAUGACAGGUUGAUUUCACAUCCAGCCGAACUGUUUGGACGCAUCGCAUGCAGACCCCCAUGUUGGAUGAACAGAUGGCGAUCCAGUCGGGCGCAAGGCCAGAUUCGCUGCUGUCCUUCGACAUCCUGAACCACCAACCCCGUAUUCUGACCGCUGCAUUUCUCUGUCCGCGCAAGAUGUCUCUUUCUGGACACUCCUGAUAUUGUGAGAGAGAGAGAGGGUGAGAGGAAGAGGGAAGGACCCUACCAGAUCCAAGUCAAGCCAGGGCGCGGGGGCGGUUCACACACAGAGAGAGAACCGCACAUUACGGGGUAUAUCAACCUCAGCCUGUCGCCCUCGUUUCCCCUCGUCUCGCUUCUUCAGCCUCUUCUUUCAAUAACUCAUCCGAAAACCUGUCCUGCCUUCUCAUCACAAUCACCAUCUCGUUCUGUUCCACUCAAAAUCUGCUUCUGUCUGUUCUCCCACUCCCGCCAGCCGUCGCCCGUCGUCUACGAUGGCCUCUGGGAGCCCCCAUCAGCCGUGGGACCUGAUCAGCGGGCAUGAUCCUCGCCGAGUUGCCAUGCCAGAUCAAGUUCCCAAUCAAGAUCGACUUGCCAUUCAAGACCGAGUUGGCAUUCUGUCAAGGACUCUCGGCUCGAGCUCCAGCAUCAGAUGGAUCCUCCCUGCGCGUAUUCGCUCGCCUUCAAACAACGACGUCGUCUUCGUUGGACCAACCUUCGUCCAGCUCCACGAGUUCAAAGACAGUGGACAAUUGGUUGUCGUGACCGCAAAGCUCGACUUUGGUACCACAAUUACUGAUGCCAAAAUAAUCUCUGCCGAGUUGAAGUCUGUUCCAAUUGUGGAUGCCAUACUGAAGCAAGAGCGGGACCAAGAGUUGUUCAGUAUUCGCGGUCAACCUGUCGGUGAUUCGGAGCCGCCACAGAUCCUUGUCCUCAUCACAAAAGACAAUGAGUUGAUCUACGUCUAUGCACACAAGGACGCCGUUGGAGACGUCAAACUCGUCUUUGCAAAACGGCCCUUCCUAGGAGGUGUAGACCUGCCCUCAAGAGAGUGUCGAGACCUCGCUAUUGAUCCAGAAUCCCGUGCCCUUGCCGUUGCUUCGCCUUCAGGCUACUUUGGACUCUUCAAACUACGUUGUGUGGAUGAGAUCAGGGCGGAGAUUGAUACCUGGGAUCCUCUCGAUCCCGCCUCAUUCCGUCCCUCAGAAGAGCAACGUUUCAUCCAAGUGGCUGGCAAGAUUUUGAUGAUGUCUUUCUUACGCAGCCCUGAGGGCGAUCCCACAAAGGUCGUCCUGCUCCUGCUGGUUUACUCUGGAGAUGCGGAGCCCGGAACGCAUCAAUACCUAUAUAAAUGGGACACUCGCCAACCACUCCAGACAAUCCAGCCAAUGUCAUGUAGUGGGCGCAAAUUGAGAGAAGACCAGUUGCCCUUGAUGCUGAUCCCGUCAACGCGGGCUUUUUCGUACAUUGUUGUCAUGGCGGCUGGGAUCAGCUACUACGAGAAUGUCCAAUCAUCUCAAAUGAAGCGAGUCUACUGUCGAUGCCUGGACAAUAUAAACACGAAUCUGGAGUGGGUGCAAUGGGUCAGACCUAGACGCCACAGCCAGUACCUCGAACGAUGCGACGAUAUUGUCAUUCUGCGAGAAGACGGACUCCUGAAGAACUUUCUAAUCGACAAAACGUCCAGCACAAAGUUCAGCACCAACAACACUAUUGGCCAUCUCGGUUUCAGCGUUGACACGGCAUUCUGCAUGCUCUCCGGCCCUCCCACCACAGGUGGUGAUAUCAUCAUAGUGGGUGGCAGCUUGACUGACGGAGGUGUCUUCCAUGUAUCCGCCCGAGGGUCGCCGGAACGCGUUCAGCGUAUCGAAAUACUUGCUCCACUGAAUGAUAUCGCCCUUGGACCUCCGAUAGCCGUCGACUCUCAAGACCCUGCUAUGUGGCAAGGCACGCCAGGGAGGCUCUAUGCCUGUUCAGGUCCUUGUGAUAGGUAUGGUCAAGUGUCAGAAAUUCGCUACGGCUUGGAAGCCCAAAUUGGUUGGGAAAUCUCAUUCCCAGAGGCUGCUCUGUCUGAGCGGCUGUUCAGCUUGGAGAUACCGGGUGCAAACGAACUGCUGCUGAUGGUCUCUCAUACAACGAACUCUUCGAUGGUCGUGUUCGAGUUAGAAACUCAGGACGUCUCCCACACUAAUACGGAGAGCCACCCCGGGUUUGAUUUUGACCAUCCCACGCUUGCUGCAACAGUUAUCAAUCGAGACACAGUUGUACAGGUGACUACCCAUGGUGUGCACGCCAUACUUAUCGAGGCUGACAGAGAAGUUGAAGAAUUGGGCCACCUCAGGUCACGCAUCGCACAUGCGGGCUUCUUCACCGGUGACCAAGCCAUUGCCACCACCAGCCGUGUCAGUUCGGGUUAUGAACUCCGUGUAAUCGACACCGACACUUCAGAGGGCGGAGCACUUCGCUUUACAUCCCGCCCGCCUGUGGCAAUGAGAUACAUUCCCAAUGUGAUUUGCUGCGUCCAGAUACGCACCACGCAGCUAGUUCUGAUCGGUACAUCAACUGGAGAGAUCUUAGGCUAUACUGACACACUAGGGCUUGCCUUCGAAUUUCGAGUCCAAGAUCUCAGUGCGAAAGUCGAGAAUGUCGCAGUGUCUUCCCUGGUCGCGCUAAAGCAGAACACCGCCGGCCCAAUCCUGCUUUUGUGUGGCCUCCGUUCGGGCACUAUUAUGUGCUUGGAACUUAGGGUGGAUGGUGAAGAUGUCUCGAAAACAGCCCUGAAAUGUGAUGACAUCUACCGCGUUGGGGCAACUCCUGUACAGAUUGUCGAGGAGAAGAGUCAGCCUGGCAGCCCGCAGGACCCAUCUGCGCUCGUGCUUUGCGAAUACAUGCUUCACCGGAUCACGCUCCAUCCUAAUUCUGCCGUAGUCGACUAUACAAUGUCUCCUUUGUGGGUGACAGAUCGAACUAAACCCUCACUCCGGCCGCUGAUCAAUGCAGUACACCGGAUCCCGAAGCUUAUGUCAGGAGAUGAACAGCCUGGGGGCUUCCUAAUGUGUGCUGUCGAAGAGGAUUUGGUCUUCUGUUCCGUGAUUGCUCAGGAACACGGAAUUGCAAGGCACCUGAACCUGAAAGGCAUUCCCAAGCGUAUAAUCUACUCGAGGUUUCUUCAGAAGUUUGUGGUUGCCUUCUCUCGAGAGGGCGAUCCUACGGAAAUCCGAGUCAGAAGGCACACCGGUAUACCUCUGCCCGAGGGUGAAAAGGACACUUCCGACCAGCCGUCAGAUAAGGUGCAAAGAGCUGGGCUACAACUCAUCACUCCCAACUUGCAAUAUCCCAAAUCGAAGGAUCCUGAGUACGCCACCUUUUCAACCAUCGUGACUGGAGAUGACAGCGAUAUUAUCCAUGAUCUCAUUGAUUGGGCACCGACAGACGGUCACAAUCACUACGAAUGGCUGGUGCUCGCUCUGGAGCAGUUGAGCACAACGCCGGGCGUGCGAGGACCUGGUCGAGUUGUCUGUGUCAAUGCCAAAAGCUUGGGUAAGGGCAAACCAGAUGCCACGCCUAAACUUGCUUUUAGCAGCCGGGAACCCAUCACGGCCAUAUGUGCGUACAAGAUGUCAUCUCUCUUGAUUGCAGCCGGAAGAGAAAUCAUCUUACAUCAUCUGGAUUGGUCCACACGCCGGUGGAAGACGUUGGCAAGGUUCGCUCUUCCGUCGUAUGCGAAUGCCAUAUCCUGUCAGGGCUCGCUCAUCUGCGUUGCCACCCAACAACACUCGUUGUUUGUUCUCGUGGAGAAGAACAACGCAUUGCACCACCAUAAGUGUGACACCAAAAUGAGAUAUGCCAAAGACAUUGCGGUCUCUGAUGGUUCCACCGCUGUCUUCGCCUCUGCCGAUGUAGGAGGUACGGAUAUCAUUGGCUUCACGGGGUUGAACAAGGACACUACCGAAGCAGCUCCAGCCUUCCACGCAACAGUUCCGGGCCACAUCCACCGCUUUCGUCUGGAUACGUCACAAGGCCCUCGAAAGACUGAUCGAACGCGCUUCUACGGCUGCACGCUCGAUGGUACAAUAUUCCAUUUUGCACUCCUGAAUCACACUGAGUGGAAAUUGCUUCACUUCAUAGAGGAAAUGAGCUACAUGGCCAGGAAACCCAUCAAAGCCGUGCCCCUCAAGAAGAGAGACGUGGACAACAAAGCAUAUCUCUGGAAGCCUCCGGCUUUUAGACCGAAGGAUAUGCAUGUCCAAGGAGACCGCCUGCUCGUCAUGAUUGAGCAAGGGCCAUACAACCUUCGAAAUGUUCUCCGAGGAUCAGACAGAAUGGAUAGCUUCAAUGCUUUGGUAAAGGAGACCUUGGGGGAGACGGAGCAGCCUGUGGACGCUGUGAUUGCUUGGAUACGGAAGUUUAUGACAUACCCACCACGAUCUUGAUGGAUGGACAUGGAUGGACCUCGUGCGGAAGAGGGACUACUAGGCACUCAUAGCCAUCAAGCUCUCUGGUGCCUUUUAUUCAACCUAGCGGACAGGACAAUGCCGUCACGGGAUUGGGACGAGUGUUUUGCCUCUUGAAUUGAAGAAUGACAAGACUGAUAGUCUUGCUGAAAACUCCC
Cladophialophora immunda is the source of this 4624-nucleotide messenger RNA. RefSeq lists its product as uncharacterized. The record is from RefSeq and is a predicted model, not a curated record. The transcript has 5 exons. Lineage: Eukaryota; Fungi; Ascomycota; Eurotiomycetes; Chaetothyriales; Herpotrichiellaceae. Gene Ontology annotation, molecular function: protein binding; U2 snRNA binding. Gene Ontology annotation, biological process: mRNA splicing, via spliceosome. The coding region runs from base 507 to 4445 and encodes 1312 amino acids. Gene Ontology annotation, cellular component: U2 snRNP; nucleus.